CAUCGAUUUAGCGAAGGAUCGCCCAGGGCCCCCGCUGAAACCAUCCCGGCUGACGGUGGGGGAAUUAUAAGUCCGCGUCAGAAAUGUUCCCCCGGCUGAUGCCAGGUCGGCUGUGAGGGAGAUCUGGGCCAACUCCAAGAGCCAUGAGGAAUCUAGUCCGGAGGACAUUGCUCCAAGUCAAGAAGGGAUUGCAGAUGGAGGUGUCGGAGGGAAUGGAUUGUCCGGCCGCGGGACAACAAUCCGACGACGGGCGGGUCGGCUAGCCGCCUGGUAGGUACCUAUACUCCCGCCCGACCCGACCGACCAUCCUAUAUCUACUAGAUGGAUGUACCCAGCUAUCCCAACCACCAUCAUCCCCAUCAACUCCUCAACCCUCCUCACUACCAUCGAUACCAUCCUCUCUUCCACAUCCCCACCAAAGCAAACCAAUCAUGGUCCAAAACGGCACCCCCCUCCCCGCCAAACUGGCCGGUCCCCCUCUCAGCGACCGCGACGCCAUCGCCGACGCCUGCUACCGCGCCUUCUCCUCCAUUGACCAAUCCAGCGAAGAGCUGCUCGAGUCCAGCGUCACCCCGGACGUCUACACCGACAUUGCCUUCAAGGUGUGCGAUGGCUACGACGAGCUCUUGAACAAGGUCUGGGUGAAUGUCAGCAACCGGGUCGACACCAUCCACUACCUCAGUAACAUGCGAGUCAGUGUCGACACGGAAACCACUGGCCGGGUGACGUUUGUGGCUCAGGCGGUGCAUUGUGUCGUGGGGAAGGGAUAUGAGCCCGAUUCGACGAAGUUUGUCACGGGGGCUUUCUAUGCGUGUGAUGCGGUGAAAGUGGAGGAGGGCUUCUGGAAGUUGAAUAAGAUGAAGUCGACGCAUAUUUGGUCGACGGGAGAUCGGUCGAUUAUGAAGCCGCCUCAGUGAGGGAUUAGUGGAAUGGAUUAAUAUGUAUCUAUCGUGCUUGGAGGAUUUGGUUACAUUUGUUGGGUUUAUAGUUCGGGACAGAAUAUAGAUGUCUGCGAUUUCGUUGUCUGAAUUUAACUACACUUAUCAAAGAUAUGAACCCUCAAUUGUAAUCGACUGUAUUUGUAG
Messenger RNA from Aspergillus sclerotioniger CBS 115572, 1085 nucleotides. RefSeq names its product nuclear transport factor 2 family protein. The record is from RefSeq and is a predicted model, not a curated record. The transcript has a single exon. The coding region runs from base 432 to 917 and encodes 161 amino acids. Lineage: Eukaryota; Fungi; Ascomycota; Eurotiomycetes; Eurotiales; Aspergillaceae.